AUGCAUCCUCUUCUCAAGAAGGCUGUUUUCCGUGUGCUAAUUUUUUACGUUUAUGGUCUGUUUUUCGCUUGGAUGUUCACCUUGAUCGAGGAAAGGAAUGAAUCAGUUCAAAGUAGAAUUGCAAAGGCAAUAAAAAGAAUAAAAAAUGAAGCACAGGAGAAAUAUAACAUGACGGACAACGAUUUUAAUACUUUUGUAACGAAGGCCGCUGAAGCAAUGAAGGGAGAAGAUGAACUUCAAUGGACUUUUCUGAAUAGCCGUGCGUUCGUUUUCGCAGCCCUUACUACGGUUGGUAAGUUGUUUAAACAAAUUCAGGUUCUGUAUUGGGUAGGUAGGUAGGUAGGUAGGUAGGUACUUUAUUAAAUACAUUGCAGCAUAAGCUGAAUUGCGUAUUUACAUAAUGGUAAUAAUUUAUGCUAAUAAUUGUAAAAAUGAGUAAUAAUUGUAAUAGCUAAGACUUAAAACGUAUAAUAAGAAACCUAAAAAAUAUUUACAAUUCUGCCUGAGGCCAUAAAAAAAAAACUGUUCUUAAAUCCAUUUGUCUUGCAACGCAGCAAAGUGAAAGUGCGCGCGUGCCUUAGAUUAUAGUUGCUCCUAUAAAGAGGCGGCAACAACUGUCUUAACUUGUGGUUCGGGUCGCUCAUUAUGCUUAUGCGUGCAAAUGUUGUGGUAAUGCUCCGCAACCGUUGGUAAACUCAUAAGCGCUAAAGCUUGCUGAUAUUCUAUACCAGGACAUAUGAUUCGCAUUGCUCUUCGAAACGUCAUUCUCGAAACUAACUUAUAGUAAACCAAGUACUUGAGUGUUUCUGCUUCAGGAUUAUUGCUACAAAAAAAAUAAUCUGCCCUCGUCUCAACAACUCAAUACAACUACCUUCCAUUUUAGUGUUUAUAUACAUUUUAGGGUUUAAAUUUUUGCAUUAACAGGGUAUGGAAACAUCACACCCUAGACACAAACAGGUCAAGGAGUGACUAUCCUCUUUUGUAUUAUUGGCAGUCCAAUAAGCAUGUUGGCAAUGAAAUCGGUGGGCGAACUCUUGGCCAUUGGCGUCAGGUUUCUUAUCGUCAAGACAGAUACUAUCGUGCUAAAAAAAGCCCAGCGCCCGGGAACAGUGAAAGUCAACGCAUUUGUUAUGUCAUGCACUUUAAUUUGCUUCUUGCAUGUUAUCUUGGCGACCGCGUCAACCACUUCUAUUGAAGACUGGAGCUUCUUGGAGAGUCUCUAUGCCUGGUUUACAACUUUCACCACGAUUGGUUUUGGCGACUAUAUACACUUGGAUAUCGUUCACUUGAAAGACAGCACACGGGGAUAUGUCAAAAAUCGGUCUCAUAUGCUAUGGCUUUCUCUUAUCUUUGCCAUAUGUUUUGGGUCUUAG
Porites lobata is the source of this 1373-nucleotide messenger RNA. The record is from the annotation of a GenBank genome assembly. Lineage: Eukaryota; Metazoa; Cnidaria; Anthozoa; Scleractinia; Poritidae.